UCUAGAGUUAGACUGUCAAUGGUACAUUCAUUUCCCAGAUUCCUGAUGCUCGCCUUCUUCUGGAAUUCCUCCCGCGAGCUCAGGUGAUCCCAUGCAUAAGCAGGAUAGCGGCUCGUCAGCUUUAAAGGCGGUGGAACUGAAAAAUAAACCGUGGAACUAGUAACCGUGUGGACCGGCGAACCGAAGAAAUGGAGACGUAUGGAAAGUUGAACAAGAAGCAGAAGCUGAGCAAUGCGGUGCAGAACUGGGGAACACAGCGUGCCACAAACGUUACCUAUCAAGCGCACCAUGUCAGCAGGAACAAACGCGGGCAAGUGGUGGGCACGAGAGGCGGCUUCAGAGGAUGCACUGUAUGGCUCACUGGUUUGUCUGGCGCCGGAAAGACAACAGUUAGCAUGGCCCUGGAGGAGUACCUGGUCUGCCACGGCAUUCCUUGCUACACACUGGAUGGUGACAACAUCCGCCAAGGCCUCAACAAGAAUCUGGGCUUCAGCCCUGAAGACCGCGAGGAGAACAUCCGGCGCAUCGCGGAGGUGGCGCGGCUCUUUGCUGACGCCGGCCUGGUCUGCCUAGCCAGCUUCAUCUCCCCAUAUGGCAGGGAUCGUCUUAACGCCAGGAAGAUCCACGAAGUAGCUGGGUUGCCUUUCUUCGAAGUGUUUGUGGACGCGCCGCUGGAUGUGUGCGAGCAGAGAGACGUCAAGGGCCUAUACAAGAGAGCCAGAGCGGGCGAAAUAAGAGGCUUCACCGGAAUCGAUUCUGAGUACGAGAAACCGGAAGCACCCGAGUUAGUGCUGAAAACCGAUUCUUGCAGCGUGAACGAGUGCAUCCAGCAGCUGGUCGACCUGCUUCAGGAGAGGGACAUUGUACCGGUGGACGCGUCCUACGAGGUUAAAGAGUUAUACGUUCAAGAGAACAAAUUGGACCUUGCCAAGGCUGAUGCGGAGACGCUGCCCGCUUUUCAGAUUGGAAAGGUUGACAUGCAGUGGGUCCAAGUGCUGGCUGAAGGCUGGGCCACACCACUCAAUGGCUUCAUGAGGGAGCGAGAGUAUCUUCAGUGUCUCCAUUUUGACUGCUUGCUAGAUGGUGGUGUAAUCAACCUUUCGGUGCCAGUGGUGUUGCCGUUAUCUUCAGAAGACAAAGAGCGUCUGGAUGGCGUGACCGCAAUGGCGCUGGUUUACGAAGGCAGGCGAGUGGCCAUACUUCGCAACCCCGAGUUCUACGAGCACCGCAAGGAGGAGCGCUGCGCCCGCCAAUGGGGCACCACCUGCAAGAACCAUCCCUACAUCAAGAUGGUGAUGGAAAGCGGCGACUGGCUCGUCGGCGGCGACCUGCAGGUCCUCGAUAGAAUCUAUUGGAAUGACGGACUGGACCAGUACAGACUGACGCCCACCGAGCUUAAACAGAAGUUUAAAGAAAUGAAUGCAGACGCUGUGUUCGCCUUCCAGCUGCGCAACCCGGUUCACAACGGUCACGCCCUGCUGAUGCAGGACACCCAUAAGCGUCUCACGGAGCGUGGGUACCGCCGACCCGUGCUCUUGCUGCACCCGCUAGGCGGCUGGACCAAAGACGAUGAUGUGCCACUGCCGUGGCGCAUGAGGCAGCAUGCCGCCGUGCUGGAGGAAGGGGUCCUUAACCCGGAAUCCACCAUUGUUGCCAUCUUCCCCUCGCCCAUGAUGUACGCCGGGCCCACUGAGGUACAGUGGCACUGUCGCGCUCGAAUGGUGGCCGGCGCGAACUUCUACAUCGUGGGGCGUGACCCCGCCGGCAUGCCACAUCCCGACACGGGGAAAGACCUGUACGAACCCACACACGGGGCCAAAGUCCUUACCAUGGCUCCGGGCCUCAUUACCUUGGAGAUUGUUCCCUUUAAGGUCGCCGCUUACAACAAAGUCAAAAAAGCCAUGGACUUCUACGAACCUAAAAACCAUCAAGACUACGACUUCAUCUCGGGCACACGCAUGCGCACGAUGGCCCGCCAAGGCGACAACCCCCCAGACGGUUUCAUGGCACCGAAGGCCUGGGCCGUGCUCAAAGAAUACUACAAGUCCCUGGAGAAGCCAGAGAAGGUGUUAUGCUAGCAAAACUGAGAACACGGCUUUCUUUCGAUCGUCCGAUGUUGGGACCAUUGCAUCGUUACUGUUUUUUUUUUUUUUUUCUUUUUUAAUCACUUUCAUGCUGUCUGUAUGUUUUGUUUUUCACUAACUGGUGCACACGAGAUGGUUAGGGUAGGAGUACGUGGGUCAAAAUCACUAUAAAGUGUCUUUAACGUCCUCAUGGAAUCACUCGGUCAUCAUGAAAGUGUCAUGCAAGGACAAUAAAUACAAUCUGUUACAUUUCUGCCAGCAUUGGAUUGAAUUUGUGUCUUCUAUAAUUUUGAUUUCUAAUCAAAUGAACUCUUUGGCUGCCAUUGAUACGAUACACAUCCAAUCCAUUUUGACAGUGAGGGCUGGCAGCGAUCAGUCAAAAUGGAUUAGACGUCCAUGACCAUCAGUGGCAGUGAAUGAGUUAAAAUUUCAACUCCUCUGGGUGAAAUGGGGAAUCUGAAAGGCACCUUGUAGUCAUAUUGACUUUAAUUAUUUUGAAACCGAAUACAUCGAAGAAUUAACCAAUCAGAGACUGUAGAGAUGGUAGGCGCGACCAAUGAAACGUACACGAUACACCACGGUUUCCCCGCAGGAAUCCUAGUGGCAGACAAGACCAAUUAAUAGAAAUAUAACUUGAAUUUAGAAAUUACGACUAUUAACAAUACUUAUACGUAGAGUCUUCCCGGUUUUUCGAAAUAGUUUCCCUAACAAAACUACAAUGUAAUUCAAUACAAUGGCAGAUAACUAGGAAAUGUUUGUUCACAUAUCGACUAUGAUAGAAUAGAAUAGAACGGAAGCUUUUUUUGUCAUUUUACAGAGUACAACGAGAUUUAAAACUUCGCCAUAACGUGCACCACAUAAAACAAAAGUACAAAAGUUACAGUGUACACAGAUUGGGAAUAAAGUCAAUAAGUGACUAGCAGCCAGUGAUCAUGUAGUGGUAAUAUAACUGCGUAUAUGACAAUUUACAGUACUCAGACUUGGAAGCAGAUGGCUCACUUGAUUCGAUACGUCGUCGCCAUUGCACGUUCAAACGUAUUACUAGAAAAUCCGUAUACGUUUUAUACUAGAGUUGUCUGAUAAUGACCUUUUAAAAGAUAUCCCGAUAUUAUGCAACUCCAAAAAUCGGUAUAGAUAUUUAACAUAUUAUGGCUAAUUGUAUUGUGAUGCUUUAAUAAUGAUAAUGCUCACAUAAAAAAUCCCAAGAAUCUUAAUUUAGAGCCAUCUAAUGGUUAAUCAGCAUAACUGCUGUGCUAAGCUGUGACUUUGAAGGCAACAUGCAGGUUGGCCAAAAACCGAUAUUAUCCGAUACCAUUAAAAAAAUGCUAAUAUCGGACAACUCUAUUUUAUCCUUUAUUAUCUAGCACUGGUCAAGCCUGGCGCAGUGUUGUUUUUGGCAGCCCAUAUAAUUUUCAUCUUAGUCUUAUUCAUUUGGUCAAUAAUACUUAUUAAUCAUAGUUAUAUUUUAGUCAUCUCAAAAUAUGUUUGUCUUCAAAUCAACUAAUUUUGUCUAGUUUUAGUCGACGUUUACUCAAAAUGUUUUUGUCUGUAAAAUUCAACUUUCGAGCACAUAUUGUAACGUCUACAAUAGGGUUGUUCCAAUCAUGUUUUUUUGCUCCCGAUCCGAUCCCGAUCGUUUUAGUUUGAGUAUCUGCCGAUCCUAAUAUUUCCCGAUCCGAUUGCUUUUUUUUGCUCCCGAUUCAAUUCCAAUCAUUCCCGAUAAUUUUUCCCGAUCAUAUACAUUUUGGCAAUGCAUUAAGAAAAAAAUGAAUAAAACUCGGACGAAUAUUUACAUUUAACAUACAGUACAUAAGUACUGUAUUUGUUUAUUAUGACAAUAAAUCCUCAAGAUGUCAUUUACAUUAUUAACAUUCUUUCUGUGAGAGGGAUCCACGGAUAGAAAGACCUGUUACUUUGUAUAUUGUGACUAAAUAUUGCCAUCUAGUGUAUUUGUUGAGCUUUCAGCAAAUGAUACCGUAGCCAUGCCCAAAUGCAUGAUGGGAAGUGCAACCAUGACUGUGCGUAGUGCUACCAAUUGAUAUAUCUUCUCUGCGUUGGGAAAUAGGGUGUUACGAAAAAGAUCAAUUACUACCUUGCUUCCCCACAUUGCUUCCCACGAUAUUUCUAAUCAUAGGGAGAGGGAUUGUAAGGCUUUAGCCAAUUAAUAAAAGGCUCCAAAGGCUGCCAAAAUUCACUCUACUCAUUUUACGCUGCCUUUUAGCUCUCUGUAUUGGUAAAACGGCGCCACUACAGAUUGAGCGCGACAAUGCGUGAGUGGGUCGUGCACCACAUGCAUUAAUUGCGUUAAAUAUUUUAACGUGAUACUUUUUUUUUUUUUAAUUAAUUGCCGCCAUUAUCGGGAUAAAUUUGAUAACCCUACCUUAAGCCUAAACUAAAUACUCUGGAUGAGUGUAACAUAUUAUGUCUUUAACGUUAAAUACAAUUAGAAAACGAUUUACUUAAAAUAUAUAUAUAUAUUUAAAAAAGGCAUGUCCGAUAUUUUUUUGCUGAUUCCGAUACUUUGAAAAAUGACGUGAUCGGACAUCUCUAGUCUACAACUAUAUUGUAGCGUCUACAAAGACAACACCAACUUGGUGAUAAUACACAUAGUGCAAAAAACAGUACAUUAUUUCAAUUAAUUAUUCCCAUCUGGACGCCAAGAUCUAUUAGUAAAAAAAAAAAAAAAGAGUCCCCAAGUUUAAGAGGACACUCGCCGUUACUCGACUAAUGCUAACACAAUGCAAAUGCUAUGCUAAAGCUAUGAGUUACAUUUUGUGUGUGAUGAUCACUCAGCACAGACCUCUAAAGGCUGAGGCAACAUUGCAUAUUCCCUGGCCAAGAUAGGCAAACAUUUCUUACCGUGUGUCCAAGCCUGGAAACUUAAGAGCAGCAGCACAUCACAUGAAUGAUACAACCAGACACUGCUACGAUGCAGGCUCACUACUGUAUUGGCCCGAAUAUAAGAGUGUUUUUUCUUGCAUUGAAAUAAGACUGAAAAAGUGGGGGUCGUCUUAUAUUCGCGGUCUAGACGUUUUACCCAUUCACGACGCUAGAUGGCGCCAGAUAUCAUUGAAGCGAUAUUCUGUCAUGAGAUUUUAACCAGUUUACAUGAUUUUAUUGCAAUGUUUUUCCUCAUUCAGAUUUGUUUCAAGACUACAGUUACAGUUAGACUUCACUUUGAUGGUUAAUGCAGUUAUUGCAAUUUUGUCGUUUUAUCACAAUAGCUUGGUUCAUUUACAUUUCAAAAACCAGAAGCCAUUCAUUUACGAAUGUGAUUGCACUUUAGUUUACAUAUUUAAAUGUUCAGUUAUUAAGAUUUGAAUGAGGCAAAAUAGCAUGUUUUUUCUCUCAAAUAUAUAUUUAUAAUCAUUUGUUUCAGAUGUACUGUAAUUUCUGUAUAAAAAUUAAUUUGGUGUUCAAAAAGUCUUUUUUUCAAACUUGAGUCUUGAAAAAGAGGGGGUCGUCUUAUAAUCAGGUCCGUCUUAUAUUCGGGCCAAUACGGUACACAUAAAAUGUCACACAUUGUGAACAUGUGACGGAAACUAUUGCGCAUUUUCGUCUCGUGAGAUGAAAACUGGCAUUCGUCACGUUAUAUUUUAGUCUCCCAAAACAUGUCUUUAGCUUGUUAUCGUCUCGUCGUUGACGAAAUAUUUUCGUUCUACUCAUCAUUGACGAAAACAACACUGGCCUGGCGGGGGGCAAGUUAAGCCCUUUUGCCCGCCAGGUUUAUAAAGCACUGGAGGAACCCUGUUCGUGGUGAUAAAAGUAUGUUGAAUUCGAUCCACUAUCAUCACUUUUUAUUAUUUUUAAAGUAUAUUUAUUCUCAUAUCAAGACAAAAGUCUUAGUCCCAUUGUCCAUGUCCUAGUGUUGUGGUAUUAUGUUACAUCGCAUCUAAGCUAUCUAAUUUGUUCCAUGUGGCAUUUCAUCUGCGACACGUGUAAUCAGCUCCUUCAUGCUCACCAGCACGGGAUCCCCUUUCUAAUCUUCCUUGUCCAAUAAAGCAUUUUUAACAAAGAGCAAAACAA
Molecule: messenger RNA, 6110 nt
Organism: Corythoichthys intestinalis (scribbled pipefish)
Lineage: Eukaryota; Metazoa; Chordata; Actinopteri; Syngnathiformes; Syngnathidae
Gene: papss1
Product: 3'-phosphoadenosine 5'-phosphosulfate synthase 1
Exons: 12
Coding region: 189-2078 (629 amino acids)
Biological process (GO): sulfate assimilation; 3'-phosphoadenosine 5'-phosphosulfate biosynthetic process
Molecular function (GO): ATP binding; sulfate adenylyltransferase (ATP) activity; adenylylsulfate kinase activity
Source: RefSeq, a predicted model, not a curated record